CCACUCGCUAGCCUUAGCAAAAUCCGCCCAAAGACAAACAAAAAUGACGACAAAUAGCGCGGAAGAUAGCGCAGUGUAGAUUUAUUGUUUUAUCUUCUGCAGAAGCCUAAUUAGUAUUGUUUGUUCAUCUUUUUUUAAUGAGUGACUAGACCUGGCAAUAUAUUCCACAGGAAUGCUGGGUUGGCCAUCUGGCUUUGGGCUUCUUGAUUGAUGUGACAGGCGCUGAAAUUUGAAGUUCAGUUGAGAGGCGAAGCCGCUGCUCUCCCUAUAAAAUCUGCCUCCCUGCAAUGGAAUGGAUAGAGUCGAAGCACGGGAUUUCAACGACAGUUCAGAGACUAUGCUACCGAGAGUGGCAGUGACUGAACGCCAAUGUGUCCCGAGCGUCUCCAUGGUAACAAACCACGCGCGUCUCUCUGUUGAUUUAACUUCACUUCCUGGAGCUGCAACAAAAAUGUCCGAGACCCAAGAUAGGCACGGUUUGGAACAUGCUGAUUUAGACAAUUAUUUUACUGUUUUUGCUGGAUCCUCAGAAGAAGAUGUGUCAUACGCCAAGGUCUUCUGGAGUUCUGUCACUCUACAGCCACCUCUGGAGUCGCGCCUGGUUUCGGCCGACAUCAGUCAGAGGUUGAAAGUAGCCGGGAACCCUCAACAUUAUGUGAGUACUGGCAAUGAACCCCCUGUCCUGGACCUAAGAAGUGAGGAGAACCUCCAGGCAGCGUAUCUGAAGGAACGGGCAGAGGAGAAGAAGAGAUACCUGGAGAUGGAAUUUAAUGGGCAGGAGACGUGCUUUUGUGCUCCCCUUCGCUCCAGCCUGGUUUCCUUUACUCUGGAAACAGCAAUUUAAAGAAGAGCCACAACCUUACCCUCCCUUUCCCUCCUCAAUCAAUCGCUAUUCCCAGCAAAUGACAUACGGCCUCACCCUGUAAUAGCCAUUUUCACAGAGACACCCCCCAAGAUCUCUCAUAUAUUAUACAAUAUCUACAUAAAAUUGCACAUUUGACAAUGUUAAUAGCCAGUAUUUUUGGUGUAUGUCCAAAAGCGCUUUCCUGGAACGUUGGUUUUCAAGUCCUGUAAUGUAUUGUCGCUGACAAAUACAUUACGUUGUGAGCAUGAUUAAAGAGAGUGGGUUUUCUGUGGUUACACCGAAGGAGUCUUCCGGCGGAAUGGCUGCUCUAACCGGCCCCUCACACCGAACCUGCGUGACCUCAUGAGAAGUGGUUUUUGCAGAUAGUGUCCCUGGACUCAACCCUGCCCCUUUUCUACCCGUGAUUAAUGCGUCUGAGGAGCCUCUCCUGAGUCCCACCCUCCCGCUAGCCAACUUAACUAAUCUGAUUAGCUGGGCGAGGCUGUGUACUCACAGAUCAAUUCAUCUGAAAGGGGUUAUGAUGAUUAGGGAGGCAUUGAUUUAUCCCCCCAGUGCGCCCGUUACCGCCGGCCCAGGGAAGCGGCUCAUCUUUCUCCUGAGGAGAUGUGACAGUUCCUGCAAUAGACUAAAUGCUUCCUCGCAGCCAUGGCCAGCCCUGCCUUAUUGCCGCUAAACCAAUAUACUAAUUGCAAGGCAGGAAUUUAGGUAAUCGUUGACCUUACUGACCCCUCCAUCGUCCACAUUACCUCAAGACUAAACGAACACCAUUGUAGUUUUUUAGUGGUGCUCUUGUAAAAAUUUUCCUGAGUCAGAGACCAUCAGCCCCCUGGUCCAAUGAAGCAUCUGCCCCGUGGGGCCAGCCCACAGGGCGCCGCUGCGUCCAAAACCUGUGAUCAAUCAAGAGCCCCAGAAAUGCAGGUUUUUUUAUAUGAAAAGUGCUUUUGCACACUGUCUGCAAAACUGUGUGAACUUUUAGUCAUUUAAUUUUAUUAUGUAAUAAAUGGUAUGCCUUAGUUAGACCAUCCUCAUUCCUCCUACUUCUGGAUCAGUCUCAAAGGGGCCUCCCUCCAGUUUCUGGAAUAACUGUGUGCCCUAUUUUCCACAUACACAAUAUACUUAUUAUAUUAGGUGUUUUAGAAAACAUACAGGCUAUUGUUGUUGCUUUUAUAUAUCAUUGGCUGCACUUCACAUUAUUAUAUAGCCUACUAAUUACGCAAAUAUUGUGAGAAAGUGUAGUUGUCCAAUCUAGGUUCUGCAACUCAGUGUGACAUCUUAUAAGCAAAUAUACAGUAUUUUGUAUUGUAUUAUAUAUUUAUAAAUUAUAUAUAAUUAAAGAAAUUGGAAAUGGAUUUUCCAAUUUGAUAAUCCACAGAAUAUUUGCUGUUUUCAUGUAAUUCACGUAAUGAUAUGGCCCUUGUAUUUGGGGUUUUAUAUUGUGCCAUGAGUGGGCCAGGUUUUCCUUCAGGUCAGAGUUGUGGGUCAGGGCAGAUUGAUGACUGUUUCUCUGUUCUCCCAUUGAGAGCAAUCAUCCUGCAAGCCGGUAAAGGGUAGUCCCCCGGAGAAGGGAUCAAUUCAGCCAGAGUCCUCUUAAGUAAUUAACCUUCUCCUAGGGCUCUGUGAAUCACACCAUUCCACAGAGCCUUCUCAUUUUAUACAAGCAGACCUUUCUUUGGAAAGUCUGUCUGCUCAUAGAACCAAGGACACAGAACUCUCCCAAAUGUUCAUGUAUUGCCAUAUGCUAAAAAAGAAAAAGAAAAAA
Anguilla anguilla (European eel) is the source of this 2624-nucleotide messenger RNA. It is a transcript of the gene hoatz, whose product is annotated as HOATZ cilia and flagella associated protein. The coding region runs from base 293 to 844 and encodes 183 amino acids. NCBI's taxonomy places the organism in Eukaryota, Metazoa, Chordata, Actinopteri, Anguilliformes, Anguillidae. The transcript is spliced from 6 exons. Gene Ontology annotation, biological process: cilium assembly. The record is from RefSeq and is a predicted model, not a curated record.